Molecule: messenger RNA, 1000 nt
Organism: Haplochromis burtoni (Burton's mouthbrooder)
Lineage: Eukaryota; Metazoa; Chordata; Actinopteri; Cichliformes; Cichlidae
Gene: sike1
Product: suppressor of IKBKE 1
Exons: 5
Coding region: 344-1000 (218 amino acids)
Source: RefSeq, a predicted model, not a curated record
CAUUCACCAAAAGUAGGAGGAGGAGGAAAAGAAGAAGAAGACGAAGAAGGAAGCGUCGCUAACAGUUUAGUUCUACACGGAAACGUCAGUUUCUGAAGCAGUAAUAUUCUAGUAAUGUAGUAAUAUUUUGAUCUGGGUGUCUGGUACUUGCCCUGUCUGCCGAUACAACAUUAGUUAAAUAGCGAAACAGUAAGGAUAUUUAUGUUUCUAUAAUGGCACCGAGCUGCCUCGGCUAAGGUUAUUUAGCCCAGCUAAACAACGGCUGCGAGUUGUUUUCGCUCGACUAGCUAGUUUUGUAGUAGCUUUUCUACGUAGCGUAAAAAGAGCUGUCACUUUUCAGUAAAUGGCCUGCACUUUCGAAAAAGUGCUGGCCGAUACUCGGACCCUUCUCGAGAGGCUAAAAGAGCACGACACAGCCGCCGAGGGACUGAUAGAGCAGUCCGAGGCCCUAAAUCAGAGAGUGCAGGGCAUGAGAGAGGUGGGAAAUGCUCUGCCAGACAAGCACACAGAUGACAGUUCAGAGAUACAGGAGCUCACGAAAUACAAACCUCAUGUCCUUCUGACUCAGGAAAACACUCAAAUCAAGGAACUGCAGCGGGAGAAUAAAGGUAAAAAAAAAAAAGAACUAUGGGUGUCGCUCGAAGAACACCAGUACGCGCUCGAGUUGAUCAUGUGUCGGUAUCGCAAGCAUGUGCUCCAGCUGAUGAUGGCAAAGAAGGAGCUGGACACCAAACCUGUGCUCAGCCUCCAUGAGGACCAUGCCAAAGAAGUGCAGAGCCAAGUGGAACGGAUAUGCGAGAUGGGCCAGGUGAUGAGAAGAGCAGUGCAGGUGGAUGAUAAGCACUAUUGCUGUGUUCGAGAGAGGCUUGCUCAGCUAGAGAUUGAGAACAAGGAGCUGCGCGAUCUCCUGGAAAUCAGCAAGAGCUCUGUGAAGACAACUAGCCAGUCACUAGCAGCAGAAGAAGGAGAAGAAUCUCCUCUGCCAGGGUCCACCGAGUGA